GAACAUGAAGGGCCAGGAAAGUCCACUUCGAAUAUCGCCGUCUGAUUUGACAGCGGCGGCAAGACUUGGACAAUUAUCCCUAGAACAUGCUGGGGAGGUUGACCUCAGAGUGAGUCCCCUCUCGAAGAAACGACCAGCAAGCUCAGAGGUUUGCACUGCAGACGCCACAGCAUCGGCCAAAGACUACGACAAAGCAAUUGCUAUAAGGACCUCAUGCCUGGCUCCAAAGUACAUCAAACGACCCACUGCAGAGGAGAAUAUAACAGCGUGUCCUCCACUGACAAGUGAGCCAUCGGUCAGUGCAACUGAGGGACGCACCUUGUUUCCAGACCCAUACGAUCCACGAACUCCGGAAGAAUUCUCAGAAGGCUUGAAGCGUCGUCGUCGUCCGAUGGAAACCUUGUAUCUUGACAUUGCACAAUCAAUACCUGGGCUGAACGCAUCGAGAUCUUUACGACAAACAGAUUACAUGUCUCAAGAUGAGUUCACAGCAGAGAUCAAGGGUAUUUAUGCCGCAUUGGUCAUGGUUGAAGCAAAGUGUAUCAAGCUGGAUGCUGCACAUAUGAGUGCGAGUGGGAAUCUUUCUUUUGAUCAAUGGCAGGCACUUUUUGCAGUACAUCGAACCUUGCUGUACGAACAUCAUGACUUCUUGUCUGCAUCACAGCAUCCCUCGACCAGCUCUUCGUUGCGCAAGCUGGCCAUCAAGUACUCUAUGCCAGCUCGAAUGUGGAAGCACGGUAUCCAUUCGUUUCUGGAGGUACUGCGACGACGUCUGCCGGAUUCGCUGGACUACAUGCUGCAGUUCAUAUACUUGGCAUACCAAACAGUCACGCUACUCUACGAGACGGUUCCAUCCUUCAAAGACACCUGGAUCGAAUGCCUUGGAGACUUGGCACGUUAUAGAAUGGCCGUUGAAGAGGUAGACAUGAGAGAUCGCGAGGUUUGGGGUGGAGUGGCCCGUGAUUGGUAUUCAAAGACAUCAAACAGAAACCCAGAUGUGGGGAGACUAUACCAUCACUUGGGCAUACUGGCACGCCCAAAUGCGAUACAACAAGCAUACUACUAUUGUCGAGCGUUGACCUGUGUUCAGCCUUUCGAGUCUGCCAUGGAAUCCCUGUCUUCGUUGCUCUUGCCCUUGACAAAGGUUGAGCCAGAGCGAGCAGUGAUGCCAUAUGUGGACGGAACAGACUCCAUGUUUCUUUGCCUGCAUGCAAAGCUGUUGGCUUCCAGAUCUCGCAAUCACGGGACUCAACUUCGUGUUUCCAUUUCUACGUAUCAUCUAUGGCUUGAUGCGCAAAUUCGUCGUCAGGCGCUCAAGUGGAAGGAUCAUGGUGUCUUCAUUGCCGUCACUAACAUUUCAGCUUGCUUCGGGUACGGCUACUUUGACAAUUGUCUAUCAAAAGCUUACAGGAAAGGGAUAAAGAUUACCACGCUAAACCGGAACUCGCUAGGAUNNUCCGGUACCCAAGGAGUCGACUCCAUCUUGGACGAUUCCCUGCAUCUUCUUUCCAACACACUCGCGCUGGUUCUAUCUCGAGAGAAUGAUUUCAACGUCCUCCCUCAUGUACAUACAAUUCUGGCUUUUCUUUGGAGCGUCUACAAUCUGGCGAUCGGACCGGCCGCCGUGAUUACAAAAGUACUAAGUUCCAUCCCUUGGGGGAAGAUUGUCGAUUUCCUCAACAGUUUUAUCAGGACCGAGCCGAUUGAGAAUCGAGUCGCGGACGAAGGUCGGCGAGGCAGCUUUCUCAGAGGCGCCCCCAAGCCAUUGCCUGAAGACUAUCUUCUUCGCGGCUUGGUGUGGUGCAGAGGCUAUUUUGUGUCUGGUUGGUUUGACGAGAAGCACGACGAGGAAAGCCGGCUUCUGGAGCUGCCCAGCACGAACAAGGUGAGGAUUGAUAGGGUGAUGCGGUUGAGCAUUUGCUUGUCACAGAAAGGAAAUUUCAUCUCUUUUGAUCAUUCCAGGAAGGUGUUUCUCAAGCUCAGU
Messenger RNA from Aureobasidium uvarum, 1984 nucleotides. The record is from the annotation of a GenBank genome assembly. NCBI's taxonomy places the organism in Eukaryota, Fungi, Ascomycota, Dothideomycetes, Dothideales, Saccotheciaceae.